Hemicordylus capensis (graceful crag lizard) is the source of this 3106-nucleotide messenger RNA. RefSeq names its product zinc finger protein 436-like. Gene Ontology annotation, biological process: central nervous system development; regulation of transcription by RNA polymerase II. The transcript is spliced from 7 exons. NCBI's taxonomy places the organism in Eukaryota, Metazoa, Chordata, Lepidosauria, Squamata, Cordylidae. Gene Ontology annotation, cellular component: nucleus. Bases 397 to 2694 code for a protein of 765 amino acids. Gene Ontology annotation, molecular function: DNA-binding transcription factor activity, RNA polymerase II-specific; RNA polymerase II cis-regulatory region sequence-specific DNA binding. The record is from RefSeq and is a predicted model, not a curated record.
GACUCUUUCGCUUUAAGCCUGAGAGCGCCCGGCAAAAGCUGCAAAGCAAACUGUGGAGUCGGGAUAUUUGCCCCAACGGCUUCCUGCAGAAACAGGAGUUGACUGGGCUGGGUCUAUGCUGUGCAAUGCGGAGAAAGCAGUAGGGUACUGGAGGAGCAGGGUGGAGGGACUGGCAGCAGAGGUAGCUGCUGACCUCUCAGAGGCAGAGAAGGCUCCGUUGGACACUAGAGAAAAGCCACCCUUCAGGCGGAGGGUGCAGGAGGGCGAUCGAAGUGCCAUUUCGCUGGAGAGAAGAUCCAUGAGGUGGAAUCUGGGAGUCAAACACUUUCAUUCCUCAACAAGGAAAUCCUUUGAUUGUUAAUACUGUUGGAGGCUGCCUUGAAGCACGAAUGAAAGAUGGGGAAGGAAGACCCAGCUAGCUGCGAAGCAGGAGAAGGCCUUGAGGCCAGACAAGUGGGGAGCACUGGGGAAUUUGGGGAAAGGGCCAAGCAGAAGAUGCUGGUUGAGGACAUCAGGAGCUCAGAGGCCCAGCGCCUGUGCUUCAGGCAGUUCUGCUACCAGCAGGCCGAGGGGCCCCGAGAGGUUUGCAGCCGACUCCACAGCCUUUGCCAUCAGUGGCUGAAGCCAGGGAGACUCACAAAAGCUCAGAUUGUGGACCUGGUGACCCUGGAGCAGUUCUUGAGCAUCCUGCCCCCAGAGCUGGAGAGCUGGAUCAGAGAGUGUGGAGCAGAGACCAGUUCCCAGGCAGUGGCCCUGGCAGAAGGUUUCCUCCUGAGCCAGGCAGAGGACAAGAGGCAGGAAGAACAGCAGGUGCAAGGACUGUUGUCGGAAGCGGCCCCUGACUUCCCUGAGGCCGAGAAGGCUCCAUCAGGCACCAGGCCGAGGCCUCUGUCCAAGGAGAUCCCCAGGCAGGAGGGCAGCAGUGGGGACACCUUGCUGGGUGCUGGAAUGACGCUGCUAAUGCAUUCUCAGCCCUCCCUUCUGCCUGGUGGGAUGGAAGAUGCUUCAAGCCCACCUAAGAAGGGCCCGGUGAGCUUUGAGGAGGUGGCUGUGCAUUUCACGGAAGAGGAGUGGGCUCUGCUGGAUCUGGACCAGAGAACCCUGUACAGGGAAGUCAUGGAGGAGAAUAGGAGGAAUGUGGCCUCUCUGGCAGACGACAGUGGGGAGAGGAAUAUGGAGAGAAUUUGCAAUGGAGGUUUGUUGGAUGAUGUCAGCAGUAAAAAUAGAGGGAAACAGAGAAUGAACACUGAAGCAAAAGAGAAGAACAGGAAUGGAUCUUCUGUUUCUCAUCAUGGAAAAAUCCAUGACACAAAUUUUCAGCUUUGGUGGGAAAUGCACAAAGGAGAGAAACCAUAUAAAUGCUUGAAGUGUAGAAAGAGCUUGAGUGAGAGCAGAACACUUACUAUACAUCAAAGAACCCAUACUAGAAAGAAACAGUAUAAAUGCUUGGAGUAUUGGAAGAGCUUCAUUUGGAGCAAAAAACAUACUAGCCAUCAAAGGAAUCAUACUGGAAAGAAAACAUAUACCUGUUUAGAGUGUCAAAAGAGUUUCAGCCAAAGUGCAAACCUCACUUCCCAUCAGAGAACCCAUACAAGGGAGAAAACCUAUAAAUGCUUGGAGUGUGGAAAGAGCUUCUAUGAGAGCGGACAUCUUACUAGGCAUCAAAGAACCCAUACUGGAGAGAAGCCAUAUAAAUGCUUGGAGUCUAGAAAGAGCUUCAGAAGGAGUCAACAUCUUACUAGCCAUCAAAGAAUCCAUACUGGAGAGAAACCAUCUAAAUGCUUUAAGUGUGGAAAGAGCUUCAGUGACAUCGGAAAUCUUACUAGCCAUCAAAGAAACCAUACUGAAGAGAAACCAUAUAAAUGCUUGGAGUGUGGAAAGAGCUUCAGUCAGAUUGGACAUCUUACUAGUCAUCAAAGGACCCAUACUGGAGAGAAGCCAUAUAAAUGCUUGGAGUGUGGAAAGAGCUUCAGUCAGAGCGGAAGUGUUACUAGGCAUCAGAGAACCCAUACUGGAGAGAAACCAUAUAAAUGCUUGGAGUGUGGAAAGGGCUUCUGUGACAGUGGAAAUCUUACUAGCCAUCACAGAACCCAUACUGGAGAGAAACCGUAUAAAUGCUUGGAGUGUGGAAAGAGCUUCAGUGAGAGUGGACAUCUUACUAGGCAUCAAAGAACCCAUACUGGAGAGAAACCAUAUAAAUGCUUGGAGUGUGGAAAGAGAUUCAGUCAUAGUGGACAUCUUACUAGGCAUCAAAGAACCCAUACUGGAGAGAAGCCAUAUAAAUGCUUGGAGUAUGGAAAGAGCUUCAGUCGGAGCGGUAGUCUUACUAGCCAUCAAAGAACCCAUACUGGAGAGAAACCAUAUAAAUGCUUGGAGUAUGGAAAGAGCUUCAGUCGGAGCGGUAGUCUUACUAGCCAUCAAAGAACCCAUACUGGAGAGAAACCAUAUAAAUGCCUGGAGUGUGGAAAGAGCUUCAGUAUGAGCGGACAUCUUACUAGCCAUCACAGAACCCAUACUGGAGAGAAGCCAUAUAAAUGCUUGGAGUGUGGAAAGAGCUUCAGUCAGAGCGGAAGUCUUACUAGCCAUCACAGAACCCAUACUGGAGAGAAACCAUAUAAAUGCUUGGAGUGUGGAAAGAGCUUCAGUCAUAGUGGACAUCUUACUAGGCAUCAAAGAACCCAUACUGGAGAGUAGCCAUAUAAAUGCUUGGAGUGUGGAAAGAGCUUCAGUGAGAGCAGAAGUCUUACUAGGCAUCAAAAACCCAUACUGGAGAGAAACCACAUAAUGCUUGGACUGUGGAAUGAGCUUCAAUAUGAGCGGAUCUUACUAUCCAUCAAAGAACCUAUACUGGAGAGAAGCCAUAUAAAUGCUUGGAGUGUGGAAAGGGCUUCAGUAAGAGCGGAAGUCUUACUAGGCAUCAAAAACCCAAACUGGAGAGAAACCACAUAAAUGCUUGGACUUUGGAAUUAGCUUCAAUAUGAGUGGACAUCUUACUAGCCAACAAAGAACCCAUACUGGAGAGAAACCACAUAAAUACUUGGUAGUGUGGAAAGAUCUUCAGUGAGAGCAGAAGUCUUACUAGGCAUCAAAGAACCCAUACUGGAGA